This is a messenger RNA of Anopheles merus, 652 nucleotides long. It is a transcript of the gene dUTPase, whose product is annotated as deoxyuridine 5'-triphosphate nucleotidohydrolase. Gene Ontology annotation, biological process: dUMP biosynthetic process; dUTP catabolic process. Bases 8 to 562 code for a protein of 184 amino acids. Gene Ontology annotation, molecular function: magnesium ion binding; dUTP diphosphatase activity. The transcript has 2 exons. Lineage: Eukaryota; Metazoa; Arthropoda; Insecta; Diptera; Culicidae. The record is from RefSeq and is a predicted model, not a curated record.
UAGCACUAUGUGGCUCUUCAAGCUUGUCAAACCAAUCCAUUGCUUUCGCGCCAAUAGUCACGCAUCUGUUGUUUCACGCCAGUUCAUUUUUACAACCGCAACAGUACAUUCCCAACCAAAAAUGCCUGAACAAAAGUGCGUGCUGAAGUUUGCUAAACUCACCGAAAACGCUUUUGCGCCAACGAGAGGUUCCGCCAAGGCAGCGGGCUACGAUCUCCGAAGCGCUUACGAUUACACGGUCCCUGCUCGGGGCAAACAGCUCGUGAUGACCGACAUCCAGGUCCAGGUGCCGGAAGGUUGCUAUGGCCGGGUGGCUCCACGUUCCGGUUUGGCCGUGAAAAACUUCAUCGAUGUGGGCGCCGGUGUCGUCGACGAGGACUACCGGGGCAACGUCGGAGUAGUACUGUUCAAUCAUUCUGAGAACAACUUUGAAGUUAAGAAAGGUGAUCGCAUCGCACAGUUUAUUUGCGAGAAAAUAGCUUAUCCGGAUUUGGAAGAGCUUCCAACGCUUACCGAUACAGAGCGUGGAGCUGGUGGUUUCGGAUCGACCGGCACUAAUUGAAUUGCUGCGACGGGCAUGAUUAUCGUUCGCAUUGCCAUUGUGUUGUUAUUAAGUAUAUUUUGUAAUAAACAUUAAACAUUCUAAAAAGUA